AUGUUGGCGGCCCACCGCAGGUCUGGAGAGGAUGCCGUUCGCCUCGUGGCGAUCGAGAAGUGCGGCCGGACGAGGCACUGGAGCGCGGCUCUGCAGAUGCUCCGAGAAGGAGUCGAAUCGGGGGUGGAAGUCUCCUCGGGCCACUACCUUGCGGCUGCCGGCGCAUGCAAAAGAGGGGGGCAGUGGCGACGGGCACUGUCGCUGCUCAGCGAGCUGUGGGAGUCGCAGGCGGAGCCCAGCGUCGUCAGCUGCAGCGCCGGGAUCAGCGCGUGCGAGAAGGGCGGGCAGUGGCAGCUGGCCCUGUCGCUCCUCAGCGGGGUGCGGGAGGCGAGGCUGGAGCCCGACGUCGUCCCCACUACAACGCUGGGAUCAGCGCGUGUCAGAAGGGCGAGCAGUGGCAGCGGGCUCUGGCGCUGCUGA
Molecule: messenger RNA, 420 nt
Organism: Prorocentrum cordatum
Lineage: Eukaryota; Dinophyceae; Prorocentrales; Prorocentraceae
Source: the annotation of a GenBank genome assembly